Messenger RNA from Debaryomyces fabryi, 576 nucleotides. RefSeq lists its product as uncharacterized. NCBI's taxonomy places the organism in Eukaryota, Fungi, Ascomycota, Pichiomycetes, Serinales, Debaryomycetaceae. Gene Ontology annotation, cellular component: nucleus. Gene Ontology annotation, biological process: poly(A)+ mRNA export from nucleus. The record is from RefSeq and is a predicted model, not a curated record. Bases 1 to 576 code for a protein of 191 amino acids. The transcript has a single exon.
AUGUCAGACUACUCAUCCCAAACGGUUGUUCAAUUGAAAGAAUUGCUAAUUUCAAGAAGUUUGCCAACAGACGGUAAAAAGGCUGACUUGGUUCAACGUUUAGUUGACAACGAUGCGCAAUCUAGUGAAGCACAACCUGAAGAAACACAACAAGCUGAGACCAGUGCUCCUUCUGUAGAAGAGCCAGCGUCUGAAAAUGCUCCAGAAUCUAAGGAUGAUGGAGAAUCGACCUUGAAAGUAAUCCAACCAUCAGAAAAGAAUGAAGAAACUACAAAAGAGGAGGAAGCUAAACAAAAACCUCCAGUUUUAACACCAGAAGAAAGAAAACAAUUAGCAGUUGACUUGAUCAAUAAAAAGAUUCAAAGAGCAGAAAAGUUCGGUGAUGAGACUGCGGCAGAGGCUGCUAGAAAAGAUUUAGCUAGAGUUGAAAAAUUCGGCGUAGAAUUGGGUACUGCCUUGGCCAGAGAAAUCGGUCUUGUUGACAGAAGCUUACCAAAUGGCCACAAGAAAAAUUUUAAGAACUUUAAGAACAAGAAAAACUUUAAGCCCAACUUCAAAAAUAGACGUAGAAACUAA